AUACAAAACCCUCCACCCACCAAUGUCAUCCCCUCCCCCACCCAACCCCACCACCGCCACCGCCACCGCCACCGCCGACUUCUUAAAAUCAGUAGCCCGUCAACGCCCCCGCAAACACACCCACCCAUCAAUCUACCAAACCUUCUACAACCCCCCUUUUCCCCCACCACCCAAUUCUUCAAGAGUUCUUUACCCUGUUGCAUCUUCCGGAAGAGGCUUUAUUCCCAACCAUCAGCACCCCACUUCUGAUCACAAUUUGGUGCCCAAUUCUGAUGCUUUUCCACCCCGUCCUGCCUCCGCUUACCCCUACCACCCUUUCGCCUCCAAUUCCGAUGUUUCCGGUCACUUGGGUAAUCCAUCUCACGCGAAGACUGCUGCUGCUGCUUCUGCAAACCCUAAGGUUGUUGGUCCAUCGUCAGUUGCUGCUGAUAAUAGCUUAAAAAAUACAAGGGAUAAGAAUGGAGACGAUGCUUUCGUUGUUAUUAGAGAUAGAAAGGUUCAAGUUUCUGAGGGCACUUCUCUUUAUGCCCAAUGCCGUUCUUGGUUGAAGAAUGGGCUUGUUUUGGAAAAACCACCACAAUAUGUGGAUCAUGUGAAGUCUCUUCCAAAGCCACUGCCUGCAUCCAUGGUAGAACCGAGAAAUGACGACGACAUGGAAACAGAGGAGAAAACCGAAGAUGUCGAACACUUGUCUGCUAAGGAGCUGCUGCAACAGCAUGUUAAGCAUGCAAAAAAGGUCCGGGCAAGAUUAAGAAAUCAAAGGCUGCAAAGAAUCGAGAGGUACAAAGACCGUCUCGCCCUACUAUUGCCCCCGGUUGUGGACCAACAGCCAAAAACCGACCCAACUUCUUAAACCGGGCGGUAUCAAUAUGUCAAUGGUUUACUAAACUAUGCAACAAUCAAUAGGAAUGAUCUGAUUUUCUGAGAUUUUGCUUUUUGUGAUCAUUAAUUAUGGCAGCUUUCAUUUCCUCAUGAAUGCCAUUGGAAUUUAUUGGUCUCCUUUGCUGUGGAAGUUUAAUCUUUGGUGUGAUCAUUAAAUUA
Helianthus annuus (common sunflower) is the source of this 1041-nucleotide messenger RNA. RefSeq lists its product as uncharacterized. The transcript is spliced from 7 exons. The record is from RefSeq and is a predicted model, not a curated record. NCBI's taxonomy places the organism in Eukaryota, Viridiplantae, Streptophyta, Magnoliopsida, Asterales, Asteraceae. Gene Ontology annotation, cellular component: transcription repressor complex. The coding region runs from base 23 to 853 and encodes 276 amino acids.